This is a messenger RNA of Lactuca sativa (garden lettuce), 915 nucleotides long. NCBI's taxonomy places the organism in Eukaryota, Viridiplantae, Streptophyta, Magnoliopsida, Asterales, Asteraceae. The record is from RefSeq and is a predicted model, not a curated record.
AUGGGAAAAAAUGUCACUUAUGUUGCCAUCUAUGUGGAUGACAUAAUGAUUACGGGAAACAAUGAUGAUGAAGUGACUGAAUUGAAAACUUUUCUUGAUGAAACGUUUAAAAUCAAAGAUUUGGGGUAUCUUAAAUUGUUUCUUGGAAUGGAAGUUUUAUAUUCAGAUUCAGGAGUAAUUCUAACUCAAAGGAAGUUUGCUAAUGAAGUAUUGAAAGAAUUUCACUGUAAUGGGAAAGCUUCUUGUCCUCUUCCUUCAAAUGUGAAGUUAUUACUAAAUGAAGGACAACCUUUGAAUGAUAAAGAACUUUAUCGAAGGCUAAUAGGCAAACUAAACUUCUUAACAAAUACUAGACCAGAUCUUGCAUUCACUGUGCAACAUCUUAGUCAAUUCAUGAGUAAUCCUUGUCUUCCUUAUAUUGAAGCUGCACUACAUACUCCUCGAUAUAUUAUUGCCAAUCCUGAUCAAGGUCUUAUUUUUAACAAAAAUGACAAUUUUACCCUUCAAGCCUUCUGUGACUCAGAUUGGGCUACAUGUCCACAUUCAAGAAGAAUUGUAAGUGGCUUCUUUAUCAUGCUAGGAGGAAGCCCAAUUUCUUGGAAAUCCAAGAAGCAAGUCACAAUUUCACUAUCAUCUGCAGAAGCAGAGUAUAGAAGCAUGAGAUAUGUCGUUGAAUCUUUACUUAAACCUGAUUUUGUCUUGCUUUGUAGUGAGACUCACGAUCAACAGCUUCCACAAGAGGCUGCUACAACUAAUGCACUAGCUGCUACUAUAGCCAAUGGCCAAGCUGCUAGGAAUACAAGGAGAUUGACUUCUCCUGUUUGGGCUCAUUUUGAAAUACGAAAGUUUGAUGGACUAGAUACGGUUGAAUGCAACUACUAUGGGAAAAAGUUGAGUGGAAAAGGCAAGAAUUGA